Messenger RNA from Erpetoichthys calabaricus (reedfish), 10069 nucleotides. It is a transcript of the gene fbn1, whose product is annotated as fibrillin 1. Lineage: Eukaryota; Metazoa; Chordata; Cladistia; Polypteriformes; Polypteridae. The record is from RefSeq and is a predicted model, not a curated record. The transcript is spliced from 66 exons. Bases 725 to 9415 code for a protein of 2896 amino acids. Gene Ontology annotation, molecular function: calcium ion binding.
AAAUCGGGGUUAUUAAUAUCUGAUAUGAGUCACUGCUGAAAAAGUUUUCUUUGCAGGCUCCCUCGCGAGAGGAAGGGGCGAGAUUUGAAGUCACGGCGAGGAUUGGAAGGCAGCGCUCACUCCUCAGGUCCCACAGCGGCAGACCCAUCAGCAGGAGAAUCGGCAGAAUGCAGGAUCCAAACCAUCCCCAUCGCCUUUUUUCCACAUGCGCCAUGAAGGGGACGCUUUGAUCCACAUGAUUUUUUUCGCCUUGGCGCCCCUCUUGUUUUUGACCCUGGAUUUUGCUGUUUACUUUUGCAAGAUUCUUUACUGUAACUGCUGUUGACAUCGACAAUAUUUAACUUCUUUUUUUUUUUUUCGUUCCUUGCUCGCGGUCGAAGACUUUUUCUCCGACUGGGGAGAAGGUACGGUAAACUUUUAAUAUCAAGCGCAUGCUUAUGCACAAACCACUGUGAGGGGAAAAGAGUGAGAGAGAGAGAGAGAGUGAGAGAACUCCGAGUACGCAAGCGACUGAAAAACCGUUAAUCGCACUCCACUGAACCCCUGCACCCCCCGCCCCCUUUCCAAAAAUUACAGUUGGGUCAUCCCGUCUUGGACACCAAGAAGUGGACAAUCGGGCAAAGGACUCUUUAUUAUUAUCAUUAUUGUUUUUUUAUUAUUACUUUAAAUAAACGCCGCUGCGCUCCUCCAGGAAAACGAGGAAGCGCAAAUAAUUCUCUGCACUAUGAGGCCGGGGUGGAUGCUGACCCUUUUUGUGGGAUUUGCGGCUGUCCGAUAUUCUUCUGGCAAAGCCGAUGAAGGUGCAGCGGAUCCAGACGUGGUGAAAGCCAGCGAACCACGGGCCAGCAGAGCCAAGAGAAAGGGAGGCGUCCAGGAUGUGCUAAAGGGACCAAAUGUUUGUGGAUCACACUACAAUGCCUACUGCUGUCCAGGAUGGAAAACCCUGUCAGGCGGAAACCAGUGCAUCGUCCCAAUUUGCCGAAGCUCCUGUGGUGAUGGCUUCUGCUCCAGACCCAACAUGUGUACUUGCACCAAUGGCCAGCUAGCACCCUCCUGUGGAUCAAAGUCAGUUCAACACUGCAAUAUCAGGUGCAUGAAUGGAGGCUCCUGUGCCGAAGACCAGUGCUUGUGCCAGAAGGGGUACAUUGGACAACACUGCGGCCAGCCCGUCUGUGAAAAUGGAUGUUUGAACGGAGGAAGAUGCGUGGCUCCAAACCGCUGUGCUUGUACCUAUGGAUUUACUGGGACACAGUGUGAGAGAGAUUACCGGACCGGGCCCUGCUUCUCCUCCGUAAACAAUCAGAUGUGCCAGGGCCAGCUCACCGGCAUCGUCUGCACCAAGACUCUCUGCUGUGCCACAGUGGGACGAGCCUGGGGACACCCCUGCGAGAUGUGUCCAGCCCAGCCGCACCCGUGUCGCCGAGGCUUCAUCCCCAACAUCCGCUCAGGAGCCUGUCAAGAUGUAAAUGAGUGUGAAGCCAUUCCCGGCCUCUGUCAUGGAGGAAACUGCAUAAACACAGUGGGAUCCUUUGAGUGCAAGUGCCCAGCCGGCCAUCGAUUUAAUGAAGUGACGCAGAAGUGUGAAGAUGUUGACGAGUGUCUCACUGUCCCUUCCGUCUGUGAUGUGGGAGAAUGUUCAAACACCAUUGGAAGUUACAUCUGCAAUUGCCCGCAGGGUUACUACUCCCCUCCUGACAGGUCCCGAUGCAUCGAUGCCCGUGGAGGACAUUGUUAUUUAAGCCUGUUGAACGGUCGCUGUGGCAAUGAGCAACAACAGACCAAGACGAAAACUCAGUGCUGCUGUGACAGUGGACGAUGCUGGGCUUAUGUAGGGAUUCCGGAAAUGUGCCCCAUGCGUGGAACAGAGGAAUACAGAAAGCUCUGCACCAGUCUUCCAGAGUUGUAUCCACCUAAUGGACGACCCAUUCCGCCUGACCAGCAGCCUUAUCCUCCAGAUAGUCGACCACUGCCUCCCGAUAGUCGGCCACUGCCUCCCGACAGUCGGCCAUACCCUCCGGACAGUCGGCCAUACCCUCCGGACAGUCGGCCAUACCCUCCAGACAGCCGGCCAUACCCUCCGGACAGUCGGCCAUACCCUCCAGAUUGGCAACCAGAUGGGCGCUACCCUAUCGUUCCACAAAAUAUAUCCGAUGCCUGCCAGAGAUAUCGAAACCUGUGCCUGAAUGGCCGCUGUAUUCCGAUACCUGGGAGCUAUCGAUGUGAAUGCAAUAUGGGAUUUAGGCUGGACAUCAGGGGCGAGUGCAUUGAUGAUGAUGAAUGCGAACGAAAUCCCUGCGCCAAUGCUGAUUGUAUCAAUACUCAAGGAUCAUAUUUCUGCCAGUGCCAUUCUGGCUUUCAGUCUACAGCCACGAGGACAGAGUGCCGGGAUCUCGACGAAUGUGUGGCAAACGGAAGAAUCUGUAACAACGGCCGCUGUGUUAACACCGAGGGAAGUUUCCACUGUGUGUGCAAUGCAGGAUUUGAGGUGACUGCGGACAAGAGGAACUGUGAAGACUUGGACGAAUGCCUCAUCAGGAAUAUCUGCCUCAACGGGAUGUGCAUUAACGAAGGUGGCAGCUUCAAAUGCAUUUGCAAAUCCGGCUUCCAGUUGUCAGCAAAUGGGAGGUUUUGCACAGACAUCAAUGAGUGUGAAGUACCAGGCAUCUGCAUGAAUGGACGCUGUGUGAACACUGAAGGCUCCUACCGAUGUGAAUGUCUUCCAGGCCUGGCCGUCGGUCUGGAUGGUCGUGUCUGUGUUGACACGCACAUGCGCAGCACCUGUUACAGAGGGUACUCGAGGGGCCAGUGCAUCACGCCUUUCAAUGGCGCCUUCACCAAGUCUACCUGCUGCUGUUUCAACACCGAGUUUGCCUUUGGAGAGCCUUGCCAGCCGUGCCCAGCCCAGAACACAGGCGAAUUCCUGGCUCUUUGUCCUCACGGAGCUGGCCGUUCAUCUACUGGAGAAGAUAUAAAUGAGUGCCUCCUGGACCCUGACAUCUGCCAAUAUGGAGUUUGUGAAAACUUAAUUGGCUCCUACCGGUGCAAGUGCAACCCAGGAUAUGAAGUGGACUAUACUGGAAAAACCUGCACUGAUAUCGACGAGUGUAGUUUGCGUAGUCAACUGUGUGACAAUGGGCUCUGCAGAAACACGCCUGGAAGUUACAGUUGCUCCUGUCAGAAGGGCUACGUAUUCAAACCAGAGACCGAAGUCUGCGAAGACAUCAACGAGUGUGAGUCUAAUCCCUGUGUCAAUGCGGACUGUAAGAACACCCCUGGCUCGUUUUUUUGUGAAUGUGCCCUGGGGAGCACGCUGGAUGAAUCCAAAACUGUUUGCGUUGAAACCAGCAAAGGGACCUGCUGGCUGAAGAUCAGCAAUGGCCGAUGUGAGAUUAACAUCAACGGAGAGACGCUCAGGUCUCAUUGCUGUUCCACUGUGGGGGCGGCCUGGGGAAGCCCUUGUACUCCGUGUGUACCAGACCAGUACUGCAGAAGAGGCUUUGCAAGAAUCAAAGGAACAACAUGCCAAGAUGUCAACGAAUGUGAAGUAUUUCCUGACAUCUGCACCAACGGGCGAUGUGAAAAUACGGAUGGCUCCUUCAUUUGUAGAUGUCUUCCUGGAAUGACUCUGGAUAGCACCGGGAGGGUCUGUAUCGAUACACGCAAGGAAGUGUGUUACUUCAAGCACGAAGACGAACGCUGCUCCUCUCCAAUACCUGGCAAGCUUCUGCUGAGCUCGUGCUGCUGCUCAGUGGGCGCCGCUUGGGGUCCGGAGUGCGAUGAAUGUCCAGAGAAAGGCAGUCCAGAGUACUUGGAGCUCUGCCCUCGGGGUCCCGGCUUUUCUACGAAGGAUGACUUUGGUGGGAAGCCAGUUCUGAAAGAUAUCAAUGAGUGUAAGAUGAUUCCAAACUUGUGCACCAACGGCAAGUGCAGAAACACCAUCGGCAGCUUCAAGUGCAAAUGUGACAGCGGCUUUGCGUUGGACUCUGAAGAAAGAAACUGCACAGAUAUCGACGAGUGCCGAAUUUCACCGGAUGUCUGCGGCCAUGGCUCCUGUGUCAACACGCUAGGAGACUUCGAAUGCAAGUGUCUGGAAGGCUAUGAGAGUGGCUUUAUGAUGAUGAAGAACUGCAUGGAUAUUGACGAGUGUGAAAGGAAUCCACUGUUGUGCCGUGGCGGAGAGUGCACCAACACCCAGGGGAGCUUCCAGUGUGUCUGUCCUCCGGGCCACGAGGUUUCAGUCGAUGGAUCCGCCUGUUUAGAUGUUAAUGAGUGUGGACUGAGUGACAAUCUUUGCAGGAAUGGCCAGUGUGUGAAUGUGGCUGGAAAAUUCUAUUGUGUGUGUAACACUGGAUACAGCUCGACGGUGGACCGCUUGUCAUGCAUAGAUAUUGACGAGUGCACCAUACAGAAUGGCGGAUGUGAAGCCUUUUGCACCAAUUCAGAGGGCAGCUAUGAGUGCAGCUGUCGGGUCGGGUUUGCCCUGAUGCCCGAUCAGAGGAGCUGUACAGACAUCGACGAGUGUGAAGACAACCCAGAGAUCUGCGAUGGCGGACAGUGUACCAACCUUCCUGGCGAAUACCGCUGUCUGUGUUACGAUGGAUUCAUGUCAUCUGAAGAUAUGAAAACGUGCCUGGAUGUCGACGAGUGUGAACUCAAUCCAGAAAUCUGCCUCAGUGGGAGCUGUGAGAACACCAAAGGUUCCUUCAUUUGCCACUGCGACAUGGGCUACUCGGUGAAGAAAGGGACGACUGGUUGUACAGAUAUCAAUGAGUGUGAGAUUGGCGCCCAUAACUGCGAUCGACACGCGACUUGCACCAACACGCCUGGGAGCUUCAAGUGCCGAUGUAGCACCGGAUGGAUUGGAAAUGGAAUCAAAUGCACAGAUUUGGAUGAGUGCUCAAAUGGCACCCACAUGUGCAGCGCUCAUGGCGAAUGCAAGAACACCAUGGGCUCGUAUCGAUGUGUCUGCAAGGAAGGCUAUUCCGGAGAUGGCUUCAUCUGCUCAGACAUUGAUGAGUGUGCUGAGAACAUAAAUCUGUGUGACCACGGCCACUGUCUCAACAUUCCCGGUGGGUACCGUUGUGACUGUGAGAUGGGUUUCGCUCCGACAUUGGACAAAACAGAAUGCCAAGAUAUCGAUGAAUGUGGUUUCCCUGAAAUCUGUGUCUUUGGGACGUGUCAUAACCUUCCAGGAUUUUACCGAUGUGAGUGCGACACGGGAUAUGAGCUGGAUAAAACCGGUGGGAACUGCACAGAUGUCAACGAAUGCAACGAUCCUACGACUUGCAUCAGUGGAGUGUGCGUCAACACACCUGGCAGCUACAUCUGCAAUUGUCCUCCAGAUUUUAGACUCAACCCAACUGGUGUUGGCUGCGUUGACACUCGAAUAGGGAAUUGCUUCCUGGAUUACAGGCAAAGAGGAGACGCCUCCGAUGUUUAUGAGUGCAACACCGAAAUUGGUGUUGGAGUCGCUAAAGCCACCUGCUGCUGUUCACAAGGCCGAGCCUGGGGUACCCCGUGCCAGUUGUGCCCAGCAGUCAAUUCCUCGGAUUACAAAAUCCUGUGUCCUGGUGGCGAAGGCUUCCGACCGAACCCGAUCACCGUCAUCUUGGAAGAUAUCAAUGAAUGCCAGGAACUGCCGGGCUUGUGCCAAGGUGGCCAGUGCAUUAACACCUUUGGCAGUUUCCAGUGUGAAUGCCCACGAGGAUACUACCUAAGUGAAGAGACGCGGGUGUGCGAAGAUGUUAAUGAGUGCGAGGCACCUGGCAUAUGUGGUCCUGGAAGAUGUUACAACACAAUUGGCAACUACACCUGCAUAUGUCCACCCGAUUACAUGCAAGUCAAUGGAGGAAACAACUGCAUGGACAUGAGAAAAAGUAUGUGCUAUAGAGACUACCAUUCAGACAACGGAACUUGUAACGAUGAGCUGCCGUUCAACGUCACCAAGAAAAUAUGCUGCUGCUCUUACAAUGUCGGAAGAGCCUGGAAUAAACCGUGCGAGCAGUGUCCACUGCCUGGAACCAAUGAGUUUACAAUCCUUUGUGGAAGUUCAAGACCAGGAUUUGUCAUUGGAAUCACAGGGGUACCUGAAGAUAUCGAUGAAUGCAGAGACAUCCAUGGACUGUGUGAGUUUGGCCUUUGCAUCAAUAUGAUCGGCAGCUUCAUGUGCGAAUGUCCAUUAGGCUUCCUCUACAACGACAAGCUCCUCAUCUGUGAAGACAUCGAUGAAUGCCAGAAUGGGCCGGUGUGUCAAAGAAAUGCAGUCUGUACCAACAUCCCAGGCAGCUACCGCUGUGAAUGCAAGCCCGGUUACAGAUUCACCCCAACGGGACAGUGUGUCGAUCGCAACGAGUGCCUGGAGAUCCCGAACGUCUGCAGUCACGGACAGUGCAUCGACACGGUGGGAAGCUUCCGGUGCACCUGCCAUAAUGGCUUUAAGACGACUCCUGAUCAAACCAUGUGUGUCGAUGUCGAUGAAUGUGAAAGGCUACCCUGUGGCAACGGGACAUGCAAGAACACCGUGGGCUCUUACAACUGUUUGUGCUACCCAGGAUUUGAACUCUCGCACAACAACGACUGCGUGGAUGUGGAUGAAUGCACGACGGUUCGCAACCUCUGUAGGAAUGGGAAUUGUUUAAACACCAUUGGAUCUUUCCACUGCGUGUGCCGUGAUGGUUACGAACUUACAUAUGAUGGUCGAAACUGUGUGGAUAUUAAUGAGUGUCUUGUGAACCCAAAUACAUGUGGAGCAGGAACCUGUCAAAAUCUCGAUGGAUCCUACAGAUGUAUCUGCCCACCCGGCUAUGAACUGACACAGGAGACAUGUCAAGAUAUCGACGAGUGUGCCAUCACCUCUGACUACUGCAUCUUUGGCACCUGCACCAACACGCUUGGGAGUUUCAAGUGUCAGUGUUCAGAUGGCUUUGAGUUGUCACCAAAUGGAAGAAUAUGCAUAGAUAUGAGAAGACACUUCUGCUAUACGAAGUUUGAAAACGGACAGUGCUCUUCUCCGAAAUCUAAGAACAUAACCAAGAGAGAGUGCUGCUGCAGUGCAUCACCAGGCGAAGGCUGGGGUAGUCCUUGUGAAAUCUGCCCUAAACGUGGAGAAGAAACAUUCGGCACAUUCUGCAAUGAAGCUUUCCAGCAACAUCCCUCGCUUCCACCUCCUGAUAUAGAUGAGUGCUCAUCUGAUCCAGAGCUCUGCAUGAAUGGAGAAUGCAUCAACACAGAUGGGUCUUACCGGUGUGAAUGUGGAUUUGGCUUCACUCUGGACCCCGGUAACAUCAAGUGUGAAGAUACAGAUGAGUGCUCCGUGGGCAACCCCUGUGGUAAUGGCACCUGUACCAAUGUUGUCGGAGCAUUCGAAUGCACGUGCGAUGAAGGCUUUGAACCCGGACCUAUGAUGACUUGUGAAGAUGUCAAUGAAUGUGCUCUGAAUCCCCUGCUCUGUGCCUUCCGAUGCGUGAACACGUAUGGCUCCUACGAAUGCAAGUGUCCAGCAGGCUACGUUCUCCGCGAGGACCGACGAAUGUGCCGAGAUCAAGAUGAAUGUGAAGACGGAAUCCAUGAUUGUGAAACCAGGGGAAUGCUGUGUAAAAAUUUAAUCGGCACGUACAUGUGCAUCUGCUCUUCCGGUUUUGUGCGGUCGUCAGAUGGAGAGAAGUGUAUCGAUAAAAAUGAAUGUCAAGCUAAACCCGGGGUCUGUGAAAAUGGCCGAUGUAUCAACACUGUGGGCAGUUACAGAUGUGACUGUCAUGAAGGAUUCAUAGCCAGCAGCACACAGACAGAAUGCAUCGACAAUCGCCAAGGCUUCUGUUUUACUGAAGUCCUUCAGAAUAUGUGCCAGAUGACUUCAAGCAACCGCAACGCGGUCACAAAGUCAGAAUGUUGCUGUGAUGGAGGGCGUGGCUGGGGACCCAAUUGUGAAAUCUGCCCUCUGACGGGCACCGCGCAGUAUAAAAAGAUGUGCCCACGCGGCCCUGGCUACACGACGGAUGGAAAAGAUAUUGACGAGUGCCGUGUCAUUGGAGGUCUUUGUCGAAAUGGAGUGUGCGUAAAUAACGAGGGAUCCUUCAACUGCAUUUGUAAGACUGGUUACACCACAGACCUCUCAGGAACAGGCUGCAUGGAUCUGGACGAGUGCGCUCAGUCACCCAAACCUUGCAAUUUCAUCUGUAAGAACACAGAAGGCAGCUACUUGUGCUCCUGUCCGAGAGGCUACAUUCUACAAGAAGAUGGAAGGAGCUGCAGGGAUCUUGACGAGUGCUCCACUAAGCAGCACAACUGUCAGUUCCUGUGUGUCAACACUAUCGGCGGGUUUACGUGCAAAUGCCCUCCUGGCUUCACGCAGCAUCACACCAGCUGUAUCGACAACAAUGAAUGUUCUUCUGACCCAUCACUGUGCGGCUCUAAGGGGGUCUGCAAGAAUUCGCCUGGCAGUUUCAGCUGCGAGUGCCAACGAGGCUACCUGUUGGAUUCGAAUGGGGGGAGCUGUAAAGAUGUGGAUGAAUGUGAUGGAAACCAUCGAUGUCAGCAUGGCUGCCAGAACAUGGCUGGUGGCUACCGGUGCAGCUGUCCUCAGGGAUACCUUCAACAUUAUCAGUGGAAUCAAUGCAUCGAUGAGAACGAAUGUCUCAAUUCACACAUUUGUGGGGGAGCCUCAUGCCGCAAUACGCUUGGCAGUUUCCACUGCGUCUGCCCUACUGGAUUCCAGUAUGAACAGUUUAAUGGGGGAUGCCAGGAUGUGAAUGAGUGCUCCACGACUCAGAACCCCUGCUCAUACGGCUGCAUGAACACCGAUGGCGGCUACCUCUGCGGAUGUCCAACUGGGUACUACAGGGCUGGACAAGGGCACUGUGUAUCUGGUGUUGGUUUUGGAAAAGGAGGACAAUUGAUGACUGCAGCUGAAGAAACAGAUGAGAAUGCACUUUCACCAGAGGCUUGUUAUGAGUGUAAAAUUAAUGGCUAUCCCAAGAAGGGCAGAAGACGAAGGAGUGUCAAUGGGACAGAACCUGAGGCUGAAGCUGACGUGCAGGAGGAGCACAGCCCGGUCAGCAUGGCAAGCCUGGACAUCGACGACCAGCUUGUGUUUAACUUCACCAUCAGCGACUUGAGAAAGAAGGAGCACAUUUUGGAGUUUGUACCCGCCCUCACCACGAUGACCAACCACGUGCGAUACUCGAUCGAGAGCGGUAAUGACGAUGGCUUCUUUAAAAUCAAUCAGAAGGAGGGAAUCAGUUAUCUGCACCUGACCAAGAAGAAACCUCAGGCUGGAGCCUACUCCUUACAAAUCAGCAGUUCCUCACUGUAUAAAAAGAAGGAACUGGAGCUCCUGGAAAGCAAACACGACAAAGACUACCUCAGCGGUGAGCUUGGCGAAAACCUGAAAAUGAAAAUACUCAUUGUUCUUCAUUAACUGUGCAGGUGACAAAAUUCAAAUUAAAAGGAAACAAAUGAUUGCUUAUGCCAAAGAAAAGAAAACCAAAAACACAACCAACCAAAGUGGACGAACUAUUCUAUUAACGAACUUCCAAGCAGAUUCUACAUAUCAUGGAUACAAAUGUCAUUAUGUUGAUGCGCCAAAAAGCCCCACCAUCGAUGGAGAAGAGACAGCGGGAAUAGGUACAAAACGCAAACGCCAACCAAAGAACAUCGACCACUUUACUCAGGCUUUGUAAUUCUUGAAUACGCCCACAGCCGUAUGAUGAUAUGUCGAAUCUUAGAAACACUACCUGGGGACGCGUUUUUUUGUUUUGUUUUCGUUUUGUAUGUGGGUAAGGCACCAAUGCUGUGGCCUUUCACCAGUUCAUUGCUCGGACAAGAAGGACGGUCUGAUGUUAUCCUGAUUUUUUUGUUUCAACUCACUAGAUCAGCAAUUUAUUAUAUUCCUUGGUGCUAGUUACAAGAGAUCCUUGAUUUACAAAUGCACUGUAAUAUUUUACAAACUUGGUAGCGGAAAUGCAAUCUCUAUUCAGUCCAAAUAAUAUUUCAGUUUCUUCUUUUUGCAACCAACCCAAGUUAGCUCAAUAGCUUCUUUCAGUUAUGCCUAUAAUAAAUACAUGUAAAUUAA